AUGCAGGGGAACGAGCUAAUUGCCCUGCUCAUCGGCAUUCUGCUACUCGUCAUUUCCAUCGGCUGGCUCGUCUUCUGCUGGUAUCGACGACAUGUCAACACGGGGGUCAUAUUGCACCAGACACGAGCUCGGACUCACCGAGACCGACGUUUUGCCAACUACGACUUGGAACGAGGACUCCAUAUCCCCGAUUAUCCACUUCCCAAAUAUACACGCUUUGGAUGGGUGCGACCAAAGCCACGAGACAAGGACAUACCGAGGGAGCCAGAUCACGUCGUCCUCCGCCGGUUGACGGACGAAGGAGGUCAUCAUCGAGGUCGUUCGUUCAGACAGGGCCAUCUCUCCCCAUUAUAUGUGGAGCCCCGACAUCCUGCCUCCCCUAUACGGAGCCAACAGCAACAAGCACCUCAAGGGGCCCGAGAGCCUCAGCAGGAGCAACAUCAGCAGCAGAAACAGGGAAAGAAACAGAGACAGCGGAACCGCAAUCAAAGAAACCAGAAAGAUAACGGGCAACAGAACAACCAAGGGAAGCAGCAAAAUCAGGGGAAACAAGACAACAAAAGCCAGAAAAACAAAAAAGAGAACGAGAACAACCAAGGAAGCCAAGGGAACAACCCAACCAACCAAGAGAAUGACCAGAAGUCGAAGAAAAUGGACAGCAACAAGGCUCACUCUGAGCAGCCUCGAGAAGAUCAACAGCCCGGAGGGGACUGGGGAAAUCAAGCCGAGUGGAAUGAUCAAAGUGACAACCAUCAUGUCCAAGGUGGCCAGAGCAAUAAUCAAAAUAAUGACGACUGGGGUCAGGAUGCUCAAGGCAACAACACGAACAAUGGUGGAGACGGAAAUUGGUAG
Messenger RNA from Penicillium brasilianum, 852 nucleotides. The record is from the annotation of a GenBank genome assembly. NCBI's taxonomy places the organism in Eukaryota, Fungi, Ascomycota, Eurotiomycetes, Eurotiales, Aspergillaceae.